This is a messenger RNA of Microdochium trichocladiopsis, 860 nucleotides long. RefSeq lists its product as uncharacterized. The record is from RefSeq and is a predicted model, not a curated record. The coding region runs from base 81 to 791 and encodes 236 amino acids. The transcript has 2 exons. NCBI's taxonomy places the organism in Eukaryota, Fungi, Ascomycota, Sordariomycetes, Xylariales, Microdochiaceae.
CUUUCCUUUCUUUUCCCCGGGGGAAACACAGUGGAACGACAGCAGGGACGAACGACGAUACCGGAGGGGUUGUGCGCGGGAUGGAGGUCCCGCUUGUCUUGGAUGACGGGUCGAUUCCUAGUCCCCGGUGGAGACGGGAGAGUGCGUCGUCGCUUGCGAGGACGGGAGGAGUGAACAGGGAGGCUACCGGGCUGGUGCCCGGCUUUGUUGCUACGGCAGGUGGUUCGCAGCUGGAGAUGCGACGCUUGUUGUCGGCUGUGCUGACCGAUGGCCUAGUGGAGUGUUGUCCUGGCCUGGAGGGCUGUCCCGGGGGGGGCUCCGAGGACUCUGAGGAGUGGCGCUGCUGCGUGUAUGAGAGGUGCAGGGCGCACCUCAGCUUGAAGCAGGAGGCGGGUUAUUUUCCUGUGCUAGCGUGGCGGACGGCUGUCCGUGCAGUGGAUCUGGUGUCGCUGUAUGCGAUGUCUUGUUCCCUUGCGGGGGGUAAGGGAGACGGUGUCACGCUGCGGGAGCAGCCGUGGAACUACCAGUCAGGGGCGUAUACUACUGUUGUCCGUAUGGACAUGUACCGUACUACGUACCGGCACGGGAAGUGUUUCUCUGACCUCCUCGUGUAUGAGGUGGAGGUGUUGGCCUCGCCUUGUGGGCCUCGGCAUGGGUCCACUAGCGUUUCUGUCUCUCGCGAUGGUCACUGUGACUGGGUAGUCCAGUGGAUGGCGUUCCUGGGAGGCGUGCAGCGUAAGGUUUCGCAUCAUGUCUGGUGCCCUGGAGGGAAGGGCACGCUGGUCUUGUGAUCUGUCUUCGCUCUGUGAGCGCUGGUGUUGUCGCGCAGUGAUGCUCUCUAGUGUCCCGAAGGUGUGGUU